UAAGAAAUGUUCGAUAUAACAGACAGAGAAUUCGGACAACACAACAUUCCUGAUAUUGAAUUUUGUUAACUUUUGAUGUCAUUAAGGAAAUGUAUAUUUUAUAGAUAAGAUGAAUCAUGAUGACAGUCUUGUCACAUGGGAGCGUAGUCCGUGCCUGUAUGUAUGCUUUGUUAUUCCUGGUUAUUUUUGAGUUAUUCAUAAACUUUUCUGUGCAUAUAAAGACAUUUGAAUUCAUCAGGAAAUAUGAUCUCUUUAACUUGGAUAUUUCUCGUUACACUGUGAAUUUGAACUCAUCCAACUCAUCCAACGAAUGUGACUGGAUCAGCAAUUCUAGCAUAAGAGAUACAAAAAUAAUUCUGGACGGCCAAUGCAAGUCAGUCAGGACAUGCUCCGUUAGCCCUUCUGGUCUUGUUGGGCCCCUGGGAACAUAUACAAAUGCACCACCACAUGAGGAACUGAUUAAACUUUACCCUCUCGUGCAGCCAGGAGGCCGGUAUACUCCAAAUGAGUGUACAUCCCGCGAGCGUGUGGCGAUCAUAAUUCCAUUCAGGGACCGUGACGAACACCUGAGGAUUUUACUCCAUAAUCUACAUCCUAUGCUACAAAGACAACAACUUGACUAUGGGAUUUAUGUCAUAGACCAGAUCAAUGGUACUCAGUUUAAUAGGGGGAUGCUGAUGAACAUUGGAUACGCCGAAUCUGUUAAACUCUACAAUUAUACUUGCUUCAUUUUUCAUGACGUAGACUUGAUUCCGGAAAAUGACCGCAUAAUGUAUGACUGUAACGGAAGUCCGCGUCAUUUGUCGGGUGCAGUGGACAAAUUUAAAUAUAAGUUACCGUACGUUACCUUGUUUGGUGGUGUGACCAGCAUUAAGCGAAAACAUUUUGAGGUUGUGAAUGGAUUUUCUAAUAAGUUCUUUGGUUGGGGAGGCGAGGACGACGACAUGUUCAGAAGGUUGGUGUAUCAUGGCUUCAAGAUAUCUAGGUAUCAAAUGGCCCUAUCAAGAUACAAAAUGAUGAAACACCGCAAGGACGCAGGAAACAAAGUGAACAAACGAAGACAUCAUUUGAUUAAAACGGGAAAAAGAAGAUACAAACGUGACGGAAUCAACAGACUUCUUUAUGAAAGGCUGGGAAUAGAAUUCCGCCUCCUUUAUACCAGGAUCGUAGUGUCUAUCAACGAAACCGAUGUCAUGCAUAGAUGAACGAUGUUGUGUUUGCCGUUCCACAAUCUAAAUACAAAACAUCAUCAACUGACACACGGACAAACAUGUUUUAAAAUUAUCAUUACAUGUCAACUAGCGGCCACACUGGACAUCCCGCCACAAACAUCAUCAACUGACACACGGACAAACAUGUUAAUUAUCACGUGUCAACUAGCGGCCACACAGGACAUCCCGUCACAAACAUUGUUUACUGACAGCUUAUCUCUACGUUAUACUAGUACAUGCACAUAAUAAACUUUUACAGUCGCUGCACUUUUUCAACAGUUAUAAGAUAUACCUGAA
Messenger RNA from Ostrea edulis (European flat oyster), 1508 nucleotides. Its product is annotated as beta-1,4-N-acetylgalactosaminyltransferase bre-4-like. The transcript is spliced from 7 exons. Gene Ontology annotation, molecular function: N-acetyl-beta-glucosaminyl-derivative 4-beta-N-acetylgalactosaminyltransferase activity. Lineage: Eukaryota; Metazoa; Mollusca; Bivalvia; Ostreida; Ostreidae. The record is from RefSeq and is a predicted model, not a curated record. The coding region runs from base 117 to 1205 and encodes 362 amino acids. Gene Ontology annotation, biological process: glycosphingolipid biosynthetic process; carbohydrate metabolic process.